Cyclopterus lumpus (lumpfish) is the source of this 11650-nucleotide messenger RNA. It is a transcript of the gene fryb, whose product is annotated as furry homolog b (Drosophila). Gene Ontology annotation, biological process: cell morphogenesis; neuron projection development. The record is from RefSeq and is a predicted model, not a curated record. Lineage: Eukaryota; Metazoa; Chordata; Actinopteri; Perciformes; Cyclopteridae. Gene Ontology annotation, cellular component: site of polarized growth; cell cortex.
GCAGCGCUUCAGACCACUACAAUGGCCACUCUCUGAGCCAGGUCAGGACCAGGAUCUGGACAACCACAGCCAAGGCCAGGAUGGGAUAGUCAUGGAGCGUAUUGCCGCCCCUGGUCGUUGGACAAUGUUUGGACCCGGUGACUUCACUGGGAGGUUUACCAAGAUCCAGUCCAAGUUCAGAAAGAGGACCAGGAUCUUCGGAGCCUCUCCAGUGGGACUGAAGCCCCCCCUCCCGCCAGUCAGUGGAACCUUGGGAGAGAGGAAGGGUCCUGUCGUCAUGGUGCCCGUCAAUGUGGACCCUGAGAGUAAGCCGGGCGAGUUUGUCCUAAAAAGCUUGUUUGCCAACUUCACCUUGCUCUCCGAACGCAAGAUUCGCAUCAUCAUGGCCGAACCACUGGAGAAGCCACUUAACAAAUCUCUGCAGAGAGGAGAGGACCCACAGUUCGACCAGUUGAUCAGCAGUAUGAGUUCUCUGGCAGAGUACUGCCUGCCGUCCAUCCUGAGAACUCUGUUUGACUGGUACAAGAGGCAGAACGGCCUGGAGGACGAGUCCCAUGAAUAUCGACCCAGGGCCAACACCAAGUCCAAAAAUGAUGAGCAACAGAAAGACUACUUAUUGGAGAGGAGAGAUCUGGCAAUAGACUUCAUCUUUUCUCUCGUGCUUAUAGAGGUUUUAAAGCAGAUCCCUCUCCAUCCACUUUUGGAUGGACUCAUCCAAGAAGUCAUAAACCUGACGUUCAAGCACUUCAAAUACAAAGAAGGGUAUCUGGGACCCAACACAGGCAACAUGCACAUAGUGGCUGACCUCUAUGCUGAAGUCGUGGGAGUUGUAGCUCAGUCCAGGUUCCCAGCAGUGAGGAAGAAGUUCAUCUCCGAGCUGAAGGAGCUGAGACAGAAGGAGCAGAGCCCCUACGUCAUCCAGUCCACCAUCAGCCUCAUCAUGGGGCUCAAGUUCUUCCGCAUCAAAAUGUACCCGGUGGAAGACUUUGAAGCCUCAUUCCAGUUCAUGCAGGAGUGUGCGCAGUAUUUCUUGGAAGUGAAGGACAAAGAUAUUAAACACUCAUUAGCCGGACUCUUUGUGGAGAUACUUGUUCCUGUAGCUGCUACUGUGAAGAACGAGGUGAACGUGCCGUGUCUACGGAAUUUCGUAGAAAGUUUGCACGAUACCACACUGGACCUGUCCUCAAGGAAGAAACACUCUCUGGCUCUGUAUCCUCUUGUGACUUGCCUGCUGUGUGUCAGUCAGAAGCAGUUCUUCCUCAGCCGCUGGCACAUUUUCCUCAACAACUGCCUCUCAAACCUCAAGAAUAGAGAUCCAAAGAUGGCCCGUGUCGCUCUAGAAUCACUCUACCGCCUGCUGUGGGUCUACAUGAUCCGAAUAAAGUGCGAGAGCAACACUGGAACACAGAGUCGUCUGACGUCCAUCACCUCCACUCUGUUCCCUAAAGGGAGUCGGAGCGUUGUGCCCAGAGACAUGCCUCUGAAUAUUUUUGUCAAGAUUAUCCAGUUCAUUGCACAGGAGAAACUGGACUUUGCCAUGAAGGAGAUCAUAUUUGAUCUGCUGAGUGUUGGGAAACCUGCCAAAGCCUUCAGUCUCAACCCAGAGCGUAUGAACAUAGGUCUCCGGGCGUUCCUGGUGAUAGCAGAUGCUCUGCAACAGAAGGACGGAGAGCCUCCUAUGCCCAACACAGGAGCCACUCUGCCCUCUGGGAACUCUCUGAAGAAAAAGAAGACUUAUCUCAGCAAGACACUUACUGAAGAGGAAGCCAAACUUAUAGGCAUGUCCUUGUACUACUCCCAGGUGCGGAAGGCUCUGGACAACAUCCUGCGACACUUGGACAAGGAGGUGGGUCGUUGUAUGAUGCUCACCAGCGUCCAGAUGCUCAACAAAGAACCGGAGGACAUGAUCACUGGCGAAAGGAAGCCUAAAAUCGACCUGUUCAGGACAUGUGUGGCUGCCAUUCCUCGUAUCCUUCCUGAUGCCAUGUCCAAACCUGAGCUUGUUGACCUGCUCUCACGACUUACUGUGCACAUGGACGAUGAGCUUCGUCUUAUUUCCCAGAAUUCCCUGCAGAGCCUGUUACUCGAUUUCUCGGACUGGAGGGAGGACGUCCUGUUUGGUUACACACAUUUCCUUUUGCGCGAGGUUCAAGACACCCAUCAGGGUCUGCAGGAUGCCUCAGUGAAGCUCCUUCUCCAGCUGCUCACUCAGUGGAGGUUAGCGCUGCAGCUCCAGGGGAAGACGCGAGGUGGAGUUGAGUCCAGCCCCAGACUGCCAGAGCGAAGCCCUCACGGCUCAGUGCUCCAUGCGGUUGAGGGCCUGGCCCUGCUGCUCCUCUGCUCGUGUCAGAUCAGCACGAGGAAGCUGGCUGUCGGCGUGUUACGAGAGAUACGCUGCCUCUUCACAGCUCUGGGACAUGCUGAGGAUGAUGACAAACCCAUGAUAGAGGUCAUGGACCAGCUGAGCCCAGCUGUAAUGGACAGCUUUUUUCAUGUGGCUGUCUCUGACUCGUCUACCUUGCCUCUCAGCCACCAUGUUGACCUCCAGUGGCUGGUGGAGUGGACGGCUCGACUGGUGAGCAGCUCCUACGACGUGAAGAGCCCCAGCCAUGUCUGGAUCUUUGCCCAGAGUGUGAAGGAUCCAUGGGUGCUCUGUCUGCACAUCUUCUUGCGGCAGGAGCAUCUGCCCAAACACUGCCCCAUCGCCCUGGGAUACGCCUGGCCCUACGCUUUCACACGGCUGCAGCUGCUACUGCCACUAGUUGACCCCAACAGUCCAGUGAAUGCAAAGAAGACCAGCACCGCAGGCUCCAGUGACAACUACAUAUCUCUGUGGCGUAACUACCUAAUCCUGUGUCUAGGUGUGGCUAAGCCCAGCAUUAUGUCCCCUGGUCACCUCAGAGCCUCCACACCAGAGAUCACAGCCACCACGCCCGACGGCAGCGUCACCUACGACAACAAGGUGAUAGGCACUCCCUCAGUAGCCUGGCUUUUGAAACAGCUCGUCCCGCUGAUGAGAGCAGAGAGUUUGGAGAUCACAGAGUCUCUGGUGCUGGGGUUCGGAUGCACAAAUGCUCUGGUCUUCAGGGAGCUAGUCGAAGAACUCCAUCCACUGAUGAAGGAAGCACUGGAACGUCGGCCUGAGAACAAGAGGCGCAGAGAGAGGAGGGAUCUUCUUAGGCUGCAGCUGCUGAGGAUCUUUGAACUGCUGGCUAAUGCAGGAGUUAUCAGUGACAGCACUAAUGGAGCACUAGAGCGUGAUUCACUGGCCCUGGGUGCCUUGUUCCUUGAGUAUGUGGAUCUAACCCGGAUGCUUCUGGAGGCUGAGAAUGAGAAGGAGAUGGAUGUGCUUAAAGAUAUCAGAGCCCAUUUCAGUGGGAUGGUGGCAAAUCUCAUCCAGUGUGUUCCUGUCCACCACAGACGCUUUCUCUUCCCUCAACAGUCUCUGAGACACCAUCUCUUCAUUCUCUUCAGCCAAUGGGCUGGACCCUUCAGUGUCAUGUUCACUCCCCUCGAUCGCUACAGUGACCGCAACCACCAGAUCACUCGCUACCAAUACUGUGCUCUCAAGGCCAUGUCAGCAGUUCUGUGUUGUGGUCCAGUGUUUGACAAUGUGGGCCUCUCUACUGACGGCUAUCUCUACAAAUGGCUUGACAACAUCUUGGCCUGCCAUGACAUACGGGUGCACCGUCUGGGGUGUGAGGUGGUCAUCUUGCUCUUAGAACUAAACCCAGACCAAAUCAAUCUGUUCAACUGGGCUGUGGACCGCUGCUUCACUGGGUCUUACCAGCUCGCAUCUGGUUGCUUCAAGGCCAUUGCCACUGUCUGCGGCAACAGGAAUUACCCAUGUGAUCUUGUGACCUUGCUCAAUCUGGUGCUGUUCAAAGCCUCAGACACCAGCAGGGAAAUAUAUGAGAUCUCAAUGCAGCUGAUGCAGGUGCUGGAGUCUAAGCUGUGUGCAUACUCUAAGCGAAUGGUGGAGCAGAAGCCUGGUAAUAUUUUGUAUGGAACACACGGUCCUCUGCCUCCGCUGUACAGUGUCAACCUGUCUCAACUCUCCAUCCAGCUGGCCAGCAUGUACCCAGAGCUCACUCUGCCUCUUUUCUCAGAGGUGAGCCAGCGUUUCUCAACCACCCACACCAACGGCAGACAGAUAAUGUUAUCCUACCUGCUGCCCUGGCUCAGUAACAUUGAGCUAGUGGACACGGGGCUCCUACCUCCAGCCUCAAGCCCCUGCACACCAGAGGAAGAACCACGUGGUCAGGGGCAGGGCAUGUCCCCCUGUCUAAGAGGCAACGGCUGGGGCUCCUUACAGGCGACAUCGCUGGUGCUCAAUAACCUCAUGUUCAUGACUGCUAAGUACGGAGACGAGGUUCCUGGCCCGGAGAUUGAGAAUGCCUGGAAUGCUCUGGUGUCCAACGAGAGGUGGAGCAACAACCUGCGCAUCACCCUGCAGUUCCUCAUCAGCCUGUGUGGAGUCAGCAGUGAUACGACACUGUUGCCUUUUAUAAAGAAGGUGGUUAUCUACCUGUGUCGCAACAACACCAUUCAGACGAUGGAGGAGCUCCUGUUUGAGCUACAACAGACUGACCCAGUCAACCCUGUGGUGUUGCACUGUGACAACCCUCCAUUCUAUCGCUUUGCUGCCAGCAACAAAGCCUCCACCUCACAGACAGGCACCACGUCCAGCAGUAACACUGUGGUGGCUGGUCAGGAGAACCUAACAGACAUAGAUGAGAAUAAGCUGGUCAGGGAAUGUGAAGAGCGCAUGGCCAGGGCUCACAACAGACUGGAGUCUCGCUACAGCAACAGCUCCGGGGGCUCCUAUGAGGAUGAAAAGACUGACCCACUCCCACCAUAUGCUGGGUGGCUACUGGGUGUUCUGGAAACCAACCAUCCUCAGCCGUUACCCAUGCCCAUUAACGGAGGCUGCUGGGCUCCAUUGGUUGACUACCUCCCAGAAACCAUCACACCCAGAGGACCACUGCAUAGGUGUAACAUUGCAGUGAUCUUCAUGACAGAAAUGGUGGUGGACCACAGCGUGAGAGAAGACUGGGCUUUACACCUGCCCCUGCUACUCCAUGCCCUCUUCUUGGGUCUGGACCACUAUAGACCAGAGGUCUAUGAACACAGUAAACGUCUCCUUCUCCACCUCCUUAUUGCUCUCUCCUGCAACAACAACUUCCAGGUAAUAGCCUCAGUUCUAAUGCUGACAAGAGAGAUAAGUGACAACAAGACCCUCACGAUUAAGUCCAGCUACCACACAGAGUACCAGCAGUCGCAUGCACCUGACUUCCUGCGAGAGUGGCAAUCUUCUCCAGUGGCGGAUUCCGGCCUCAGCUCCACCUCCAACUCGUCCUCUGCCAGUCUUGGUGGCGGCAGCACUGCAGGCAGUGUUGGAAAUUUGCCCCUCGUAACACCGGAUGACCUGGAGGACCUUGAUUAUAUGCCCAAUGAAACCGAUGAGAAGACAAACAAACUCAUUGAGUUCCUCUCCACCAGAGCGUUUGGGCCGCUGUGGGUGCAUGAGGACAUCACACCAAAGAACCCCAACUCCAAGAGCACGGACCAGCUCUCCAACUUCCUACGCCACGUCGUCUCUGUCUUUAAGGAGUCAAAGUCAGACUUCCACCUGGAGCAUCAGCUGAGCGAUGUGGCUUUACAGACGGCUCUGUGCAGCUCCUCGCGUCACUAUGCCGGCCGCUCUUUCCAAAUCUUCAGAGCCCUCAAACAGCCAAUUAACAACCACGCUGUCUCUGACCUGAUCUCGCGCCUCGUUGAGGUGGUGGGAGAACACGGAGACGAGGUUCAGGGCUAUGUGAUGGAGGUGCUGUUGACGUUGGAGUCAGUGGUGGUGAAUCUAGCAGAGUGUCUGAAAAACAGUGACCUUAUGGCAGCUCUAACCAGGACAUCCUCACCAGACUUUGUGAUGAGUGACAAACUUAUGAACAGAAAGAGCACAGGUCAGUUGAACUUCCCCGGCCCGGGAUUUGUCGGUCUGUCGUCACAACGCCACCAGCGCUCCUACUCGGUGCCCAAGAAGUUUGGCGAGUGCGGGCACCAGUUGAGUGAUCCGCCCCGCAGUGCAACUCUGGAUCGCAUACAGGCCUGCAACAGUCAUGGCCUCGCCCGAACAGGAAGAACCCCCGGGUCCUGCACAUCAUCAACCAAUCGCAUCGAUCCCAGCGUUCUAUCGGAUCCUGCCCAUGUUUCCCAUCCUUCAACAAUACUGGCCACAGUCUUCUGGGUGGCGGUGUCCCUCAUGGAGUCGGACUUUGAGUUUGAAUAUCAGAUGUCACUACGCCUCGUUCACAAGUUGCUGUCAAAGGUGCCAUUAGACAGAGCCGAAAACCGCGAACGCCUCGAGAAGCUGCAGGCUCAGCUGAGGUGGAGCGGGUUCUCUGGGAUUCAGCAGCUUUUGUUGAAAGGUUUUACAUCCCAGGCCACCUCUGACCUCACCUUACAGCUCUUCUGCCAGCUCACGCCAGUCUCCCGCGUGCCAGUUGUUGACAGCUCUCAGUCUAUAGGUUUCCCUCUGAAUGUGCUGUGUCUGCUGCCUCACCUGGUGCAGCACUUUGGCCAUCCAACUCAGUUUUGUAAGGAGAGCGCUGAGAGGAUAGCACAGGUGUGUUUAAUGGAGAAGAACACAAAGCUGUCCCAUUUGGCCCAUGUGAUGACUCUCUAUAAGACACGUUCUUACACACGGGACCCUUUCUCCUGGGUCAGUGUGGUUUGCCGCUACCUCCAUGAAGCUUUCUCCGAUAUCACUCUCAACAUGGUCACCUAUAUGGCUGAGCUGCUGGAUAAGGGCCUUCCCAGUAUGCAACAGUCUCUCCUCCAGAUCAUCUACUGCCUGCUCAGCCACAUGGACCUGACUGCUGUACAUGUAAAACAGUUCAACGGUGAUGUCACCAAGACCAUUGAGAAGUUUGUUCAGACUGUGCACUGGAAGGAUGCCUUAAACAUCUUGAAGCUGGUGGUAUCACGCUCGGCCAGCCUAGUUCAUCCGGUGUACGGCCACUCGCAGGGGGACCUGUCCAACCUGGAGGUCAGCCGGGUGUGGGACGGUUCGGCCAAGGCUCUGCCUGGGAAAACACUGGACUUUACCUUUGACAUCUCUGAGACUCCAGUGAUUGGGCGUCGGUUCGACGAGCUUCAGGGUUCAGGGGGUAGAGAGGGGAAGGCCAGAGCCAUGGCUGUGACGCGGAGUACUUCCUCCACCUCCUCUGGAUCCAACUCCAACACUAUCCUGGUGCCCGUCAGCUGGAGGCGCCCGCAGUCUUCUCAGAAAAGAACCAGAGAGAAGCUGGUGAAUGUUUUGUCUCUUUGUGGACAAGAAUUUGGACUCACCAAGAACCCAUCUGUGAUCUUCUCAUCGUGUGGCGACUUGGACAUGAUGGAGAUACGGGAGAGUGGUGUAUCAUCAGAGGAGGGUGGAACCAGAGAGGACACGCUAGACGACACCGCCAGCGAGCAGCAGUUCAGGGUUUUCCGAGACUUUGACUUCCUGGAUGUGGAGCUGGAGGACGGAGAAGGAGAGACCGUCGAUAACUUUAAUUGGGGCGUGCGUCGGCGCUCUCUGGACAGCACAGAGCUGGGUGACCUGUUGGAGGAGAGCCAGCACUCAGGCAGCACCCCCAGUCUGGGUCACGAGGACCCCCACGAUUCAGACGAGUCCUCAGAGGAAGAGGAAUCUUCAACUAGCCAGAGCCUCUCUCACUCUCAGCUUACGAACCCUUCUCCAUCGGAGGAAACCAAUCACACUGAUUCUCUAUCUACUUCUUACGACACAUCUGCCGACCCACUAUCCCUCAAUGCUUCCACACCGGGACAGGGAGCACUCCAUGAUUAUGACGGGGGCCUACAUGGAAGGGUGUGUGGGGAGGAUGAAGACACUCAGGCCCAGGAUGACGAACUGUCGCUUAGCGCCAAUGAGCUCCCUCACGGCUCAGACUGCGGCGAGAGUCUCACCCUGGAGUUGCCGGGGCAACCUAUGGAUCAUCUGCACAAUCUGGACCACAGCCUCAACGCAGACUACUGCCAACCACCGCUGGACUUUCUAGACCCCAACUGUCUGCCCAGCUUACGUGAUGAUGUAGAUGACUUGGAAGACCUCGGUUUUCCUCCUCCCCCCUCUCCAUUUUUCUCCGCCAUCUUGGCAGCCUUCCAACCCACAGUGUGUGACGAUGCUGAGGAGGCCUGGCGUUUUCACAUCAACCAGCUUGUCACCGACUCAGAUGGAUCCUGUGCCGUCCACACUUUUCAAGUCUUCUCAUCUCUCUUUUCGAACAUCCAGGGAAAAUUCUGCCUCCUGACCACUGAUGUUGCUACUUACCUUGGAGAGGGCUUAAGGGGCAUUGGAUCAAAGUUCCAAAGGUCGUCACAGAUGCUAACCACAUGCUCAGAUUGUCCCACAAUCUACAUUGAUGCUGACACGAUCAUGUCAUAUGGUCUUCUUGAAAAAAUGAAGUUCAGUGCACUGGAACUGCAGGAGUACCUGGACACCUACAACACCAGAGAGGACUCUGCUGUAUCGUGGCUGAGGAACUGUAAAGACACAUUUCCCAGGUGCCCCGGUGACAGCAGUGUGGUUACCUGCCAGCCUGGAGACUCAGAGGAGAAGCAAUUGGAGCUUUGUCAGAGGCUCUACAAGCUGCAUUUCCAGCUCCUCCUACUGUUCCAGUCCUACUGCUCGCUCAUUGGUCAAGUUCAUGCUAUCAGCUCUGUGCCUGAGCUUCUGAACAUGUCUCGAGAGCUCACUGAUCUGAAGACCAGCCUGCAGGUGGCUGAGGCGGCGGUAGCCAGCGACCUGGAACACAAACACUUGGCCCACACUCGAUCACACGCCACCCUGGUGGCAGCCAUGGUUGUGCCCAGCUUCCCCACCUCGGAGGCAGCUGUGCAGGCCAUACUGGAGUGCCUUAAGAACCAUGAGUUCACCAAAGCUGUGCGCUACAUCCAGGAGUGCAGGAGGCAGUGGCCCAGCGGCGUGUUUGGUGGCAGCUCAGAGAGCGAGGUCCACACACUGCUCAACGUCUACUUUCGCCACCAGACGCUGGGCCAGACGGGCACCAUCGCCCUGGUUGGUUCACGCCAGGACCUCAGCCUGAUCUGCUCCAAGCUGCUGGAGCUCAACGGGGAGAUCCGCGACAUGAUCCGCCGUGCCCAGGGUUACCGGGUCGUCACAACCUACCUCCCCGACUCCAGCGCCUCCGGGACCAGCCUCUGACAGGAGCUCAGGAGCCCUCCUCCCCCUCCUUCCCCUCCUUCCCCACCUCCCCCGUCUCUGCAAACAUUGACGCUUACAAAACCAUCUCCACAUCCCUUCUCUUCUCACCCACACACCUGGCCCCUGCCUCCUCCUGUGUACCUGCUGCCCCGCCUGCACAGCAACAGACAGAUACCUGCCUACCGUCUUGCCCAACAUCAGAACCAUAUUUAGAUCACCCAAACAUCUCCACAUCCACUGUACACUCUGAUACCGCCUUAUUUGAUUUUCCCAAACCCCCAGACUUGUUCUCAUCGCAUAGCUUCUCAAACACUCCAGGCCAACCAAAUGUUACAAUGCCGCACACACAAGAGCCAAGGAGCAGUUAUCUCAAUGAGAACACUAACCUUUAUUAUCCUUUCAGAGGACAUUCGUCUAACAGUUUACCAUUGUUACAUAGACACAGAAGCAUACACCUCAUAUUAUCUCGUACAUCAAGCAUGCUCGCGACUGUAGCUUCAGAACCUACUUUGCUCACACACUCGGACACAAACACAUCUCCCGAUCCCCCUCGGGGUUCACAUCUCCCCCAUUUCCCCCGCUCUCCAUACAAACACUUAAGUCCAUCCCCAAUUGUACACCCUGGCCAUGACACAGUGUUAACCCAUGGCUCUGCCGCAUCUUCAUCCCUUCUUCCUCCCCCUCCUCCCUCUCCCUGCCCCACCGGCCCAGGAGAGGCUGCGGCAUGGGGUUGCUGCUGUUCCCUCGGUGGAGCUGCUACGCCCUUAUCUUGCUACCUUGGGAAGGUGGGGCACGCCGCCCUGCCCCUAUUGAAAGUAGGGGGGCUCCUGAAUGCUGAACCGUCAGACGUCCAGACCUAAGACGUAAACUUACCAUACCAGAGGACCUAAAGAGCUUAGACUUCUAUGAAUCCUGAAUGAAACCAACUAUCCUCUACUAACCCUCAGAUCUAUAUAUCUGAAAAGGAAAGAUGAAUUCCCAGAGAUACUUUUAGAUUUUACACUUUAAGAACAAGAACACUGAACCGACUAGAUGCUACAGAUUGCUGCCUGCUGAUGAAGACGACCUGAUGUGACUCUAUCCAAUCACUACGGCUACAUGUUGUAAGAUUGAUGUGCUCGUAGUUUGAGUCCUGCUUUAGGGUUGUCAUUCAGCACUAAAUCUAUUCUGCACCUGAGGACCUGUGAAGGCUUUUAGCUUUGAGUUCUAACUUGAUUCCCAGAAGAACUUGAUUGACUGCCUCCAUCAAAAAGGGCGUAGUUUGCUGUUAGUAUUGCCAGAGACAGUGAGGACACUACCUAUGACACUAGAGAAAAUAUCACUGGUAAAGUUUUUCGCUAUUGCACUAAAUGGAAUUUUGGUAUUAGUUUUUUAAAAAGAUGUUACAGAAAGAAGGUUAUGGUUCCGUUUUUUGUCAAUGUGAGAGAAAAGGCUGUCACUUUCACUGAGGAGGAGAAACCAAAAGCUGGAAUAACUAUGGAGGAAAUUGUGCAAUGCAUGAUAAAUGAUUUUCACUGUACUCGUGUCCCUUUUGCUCCCUGAAAGUCUGACCUCUCCAGACUGACUGAAAGACUGAUCGACAAAGAGCGGAAGUAUAAUAUUCAAGCGUUUUCUCCUCAUGCUGCCCUCGCUCCGUUUAUAUUCUGUAUCAGUGAACCAGCUUGUCUCCCGACUACUGUUGUAAACAUUGGUGCACUUAUCAUGCCAUUAUCUCUGCACUCCUGUGGCAAGUUGUAGCAUCAUUAGUGAGUGUAGACGCUGUAUAUUUAUCACUGUCCUACGUUGACCUUGUGUCCACAUGCUAGGAGGAUGGUGCAUGUACACUCAAAUACUUUGUCUCUGUAUACUAUUAAUAGGUAUGGGCACACAACCAUUGUAACAUAUGUUUGUGUGUGGUUUGUAGUUACCUUACACAUAAGGGAAAUGCUGACAUUCAGCACUCAUCGUCGUUCAAAACCAAACCCUGUGCUGAUAACACUGAAGUCCAGCACUUCCUGUCGUCAGCCCUUUUUGUGACUCCCUCGUUUCCCCCUCCAUUUGCUGUACAAAUAUUGUUUCCCUAUUUAUAUCUGAUCCGCUAUAAAUCACUCAUUUGACUAAGGUUUUAUAUUGAUGUUCUCAAAUCAAACUGCCAUGCAUGACUGUACUGUAUGAAAUAUUUAUUAACAAAUCAUAUUUUAUCUGAAAGAUAUGUUUGUAUGGAGGUACAAAAGGGAGCUCUAAGCUCACGCGGGUAUGGUUUUUUUCUUUCCUGUGUGGGAGAACGUGUGUGCAUGCCAAACAAGAAAUUGCACAUUUUUAAAGCUUUUUAGAUCAAGACUGUAGUGGUUUUUUUGUCCACCUUGUAAUCACUUUCACAGCCUUUGUGAGUUGAUGCUCUGUACAAGUCUGUGUCAAAGUAAAAGAGUAAUUUCUUCUGCA